AUGUUGUCAAUCGACGAGGUAGCAACGCACAAUUCUAGGAACUCAUGUUGGAUCGUUGUUUCUGGCCACGUUUACGACGUGACGGACUUCUUGGAUGACCAUCCAGGAGGGGCUGGUGUGAUUCUGCGCUAUGCAGGGAAGGUAUGUUUGUUGAGCGAAGAGAUAACAGCUUAUUUACCAAGUUCAAGGAUGCAACUGAAGAAUAUGAGCCGAUACAUGCUGAAGGCACGAUUGAGACGCAUCUACCAAGAGGUUAUCUACGUUCUUCACUUAUUGGCAGAUGAGAAACUGCGGGCUGAUCCAUCAUCAGAUAAGAGGCUUGGUCCUGUGAUUCAGUCACCGAGUGCUGAGAAGAAGAAGUCCCAGUAUCCCGACCAAAGUCAAAGCCAAGCAACGGAAGGCUCACCAACAGUGCUCCCGCUUUCAGCUUGCCAGUCUCUUUCCGAUAUUGCCCAAGCUGCCGCUCUCACCCUUACGCCAAAAGCAAAAGCGUAUUACACCAGUGGCGCUGAAUCGCAUACAUCCUUACUCCGUAACCAAUCCGAUUGGUCUCUCGUCUCUUUCCGUCCUCGCGUUCUUCGAAAUGUGUCGAGAGUUUCAAUGAACUGUCAAAUCAUGGGUUUGCAAAGCAGCCUGCCUGUUUUCAUUGCUCCCGCCGCCGCAGCCCGCUUAGGUCACGUCGAUGGCGAAAAGUGUCUGACCCGAGGAGCAGCACGUAUGGGAAUCCCACAAUGCGUUAGCACGUAUUCAUCCGUGGCACCAAAAGACUUAACGGAGUGCUUUCAAGCGGAGACGGCGGCUCGUGGCGGCGGGAUGGUGUUCCAGCUCUAUGUGCCCAAGGUGAAGAAAGACGCCGAAGGACUCAUCUUGAAGGCAAAGGAGCUCGGUUUCAACGCUUUGGCUCUCACGGUUGAUGCCCCGGUAAUCGGAAAGCGGGAUGUGGACGAUCGCUUCAAGGCAUUACUGGAUUACGAGGCAGGCGUCGUCGCACAGGACAGCGUGACACACCCUCCAUUUCCAGGAGAAGAAGCCGAGACACUCCGUGGCCACCACUGUUCUUCCUUUGAGUGGAGUGAUAUUGCUUGGAUUCGAGGGCUCUGGGGCGACCGACCGAUCGUCUUGAAAGGCAUCCAAACGUGGGAAGAUGCGCUCGAGGCGACGAAUCACGGAGUUGAUGGCAUUUACCUGAGCAACCACGGCGGGAGGCAACUCGACCACGCACCCAGCUCUAUUAGAGUGCUGCGUGAUAUUCGACUUCGUUGCCCCGAUGUGUUCAAAUCCUUCGACAUCUACGUCGACGGUGGCGUAAUGCGAGGCACAGAUGUAGUCAAGGCCCUCUGCUUGGGUGCCCGAGCUGUGGGUAUCGGGCGCGGGUUCAUGUACGCGCUUAGUGCCUAUGGUACAGCAGGCGUACUCAAGGCGAUAUCAAUCUUGAGCGACGAGAUACAGACCACUAUGAGACUGCUGGGAGUCACUGAUCUCAAGCAAUUGAACGAGAGCUACAUAGACCUCAACGACUUGGAAUCUUCGACUGGCAGACACCAGAGGGGCGAUGCUCUUGACUCCGCCGGGCUUAGGGUCCUCAGGCAAGGUACAGCGGCUUACAAGGCCCGUGACGAGUCUUACUUCUCUGUGUCGGCCCAGCUGAGCCCUGGAUUCAUCGUUCAACCAUCAUCAACUGCGGAGGUCUCUCUGACUGUGACGAAGUUGAAGUCAAUGGAUUGCAACUGGGCUAUUCGCGGCGGUGGUCACGCGACGUGGGCUGGGGCCUCCAACAUUGCCGAUGGUGUCACCAUUGAUAUGGGCCUAAUCAAGGAGGUACAAUACUCACCAGAUCUGAAGAUCGCGAGUAUUGGUGCUGGUGCUCUCUGGCGCGACGUCUACUCCUCUCUUGAGCCGUACGGUGUGACUGCUCCAGGAGGUCGCACCUCCACCGUCGGAGUUGCCGGUUUUCUCACGAGUGGCGGCAACAACUUCUUCAGCGCCGAGGUUGGUCUCGGCUGCGAUAACGUUGUGAACUUCGAAGUCGUCCUGGCCAGCGGCGAGAUUGUCAAUGCCAACAGGGAGACCAACUCUGAUCUGCACAAGGCACUCAAAGGAGGAUCGAAUAACUUUGGCAUAGUCACCCGCAUCGACAUGCAGACCGUUGACGUGGUAAAGAUAUGGGGAGGUCAGAUUGUGUACCCUCUCAGCACGACAGAGCAGCACAUCGCCGCCUACGUGAAGUGGGUUGACAACAUUCCCAACUACACCAAGGGCUCGGCUGUCACAUUCUGGGCUUACUCACCAUCAGCCGGCACCGUCGUGUCAACUGCUGUCCAUGACACCGCAAAUGCUGAGUGGGCCCCGGCUUACGACGAUUUCUGGAAUAUCCAGCCUCAAACCAUGAAUACGCUCCGCCACGAUAGUCACCUCAACAUGACUGUCGAACUCGAGGAACCGACUGGGUACCGCCAGGUCUGGUUGACUUUGACAGGCAAGAACGAUGGGCGUUUCAUACGCCGUGCCGUCGAAGCCCAGAGCAGGUUCAUCGAGAACUGGAAGAACACCCAAGACGCUGAUUUUCUCAACUACAUUACCUUUCAAGCCAUGCCAGCUUUGCUCUUCCGUCACUCGGUCGAGAAGGGCGGUAAUGCCAUCGGCAUGGAGCGCGAGAAGUGCAACGCAAUUCUCUUCCAGAUGCAGCACAUGGUUCGCUCUGUAGACGCUGAGAAAGAAGCCCGUCGGCAACUUGUCGCUUUGCGGAAGGAACUCAAGGACUACAGCGUCGCAGAGGGUAUUGACGUGGAGUGGGAGUACCUUGGAUACGCAGACGGCACCCAAGAUCCGUUGAGCACUUAUGGCCCUGAGAACAUCAAGUUUCUCAAGGAAGUUGCGGCCAAGUAUGAUCCAGAGGAGGUGUUUCAGAAAAGGGUUCCUGGGGCCUUCAAGAUCUCCAAGGUUGCGUAG
Molecule: messenger RNA, 2949 nt
Organism: Colletotrichum gloeosporioides
Lineage: Eukaryota; Fungi; Ascomycota; Sordariomycetes; Glomerellales; Glomerellaceae
Product: (S)-mandelate dehydrogenase
Exons: 4
Coding region: 1-2949 (982 amino acids)
Molecular function (GO): heme binding; FAD binding; oxidoreductase activity
Source: RefSeq, a predicted model, not a curated record